This is a messenger RNA of Talaromyces atroroseus, 858 nucleotides long. RefSeq lists its product as hypothetical. The record is from RefSeq and is a predicted model, not a curated record. The coding region runs from base 1 to 858 and encodes 285 amino acids. The transcript is spliced from 2 exons. NCBI's taxonomy places the organism in Eukaryota, Fungi, Ascomycota, Eurotiomycetes, Eurotiales, Trichocomaceae.
AUGGGCUCACUCCGUGUGCUUGCAACGCUCCUCCUCUGCUACCAGACCGUUACGGCACAGACAGUCCAGAGCUCUUGGGCGGUUCCAAAUGGCUCACUCAGUGAUUUCGCUCAGACGUUCACUGAAGGCAAAGCCAUGCCGAUUGCAUGGGAUGGGUGGGAUUCUGGGUGGACAGACGAGUUUCUGGACAAUGACACUGUCGCCGAUCUAUGGGUGACUUCGUAUAACUACGCACAAUACGAAUACUCCCAGUACCUUGUUGGAAACGUCAAUAUCUCGGUUGCAGGAUCGUACAACUGGACUAUCAACGUCAACUCGACCAGUCUGUCAAACACAGCUGAAUAUGUUUUCCGGUUUAAGCCACCACAGUCGACCUACAAUGUAUCCAGCGACCAAAUCUCAUCUACUGGCUUCAUUGUAGUGUCAAAGGAUACGACGACAACGACAACAGCAACCACAUCAGCACCAACAAGUACCACCACAUCGGCAUCGUCUACAACAGCAGCUACAGCUACAGCAUCCGCAACAGCUACUUCGUCUGCGUCUGCGUCUUCGUCUUCAUCAGGCCUUAGCAGUGGUGCGAAAGCCGGCAUUGGCGUUGGAGUAUCAAUUGGGGCCAUCGCUAUUCUUACAGCCCUUGCCUUCUUGUUUCGACGUCGGAACCUCACGCGGAAAUCGGCAGCAGCACCAGUGGCGCCAGCAGUAUCUCUCGCGUCACCUCCGCCCCAGGGUCCGUCCGAGCUUGAUACGGCGUCCAAGGAAGCAGGCAAGCAGGUGUUAUAUUCACCGGUUCCUGUUCAUGAACUUCCCUCGUAUCCCGCGCAUCCGGCGGAGCUGGAUUCGGGUGAUUAUCCAUGA